AUGGCUCAGACACAAAACCUCCCGCCCGCCUAUGGCGGCCACCCAGGUUACCCCGGACCCCCUCAUCCUCAGUACGAUCACAGACAACAACUGUCAAUGCAAGCAAACGGACAAGCAAUGCAAGCAGCUCCACCGGUGACCCAGACUGCUCACAUCAUUUCUCAAACCAAGGACAAUUUGAAAUAUUCUUUGGUUGUCGUGCAGCAGCCCAUCCGAGCGCGCAUGUGUGGCUUCGGAGACAAGGACCGAAGACCUAUCACUCCUCCGCCAUGUGUGCGCCUUGUCGUUACCGAUACGCGGACACAGCAGGAGGUGCCAGCAGACCAGCUAGACCCCAGUUUUUUUAUUCUCCAGGUCGACCUCUGGGACGAACAUGGCCAUGCCGAAAAGAACAUUGUCAAAGCAUCGACCAACUCUCCUGCCACGUCCAUCUCGACAGCCACAACCACCUCGUACCCUCCGCCAGCCGAGCGCCCGACCUUGUAUGCACCUCCUCAAGUCGCUUACCACGAUCCUCGAACCGGCCAGAUCACUGGCUAUGGGCCCCCACCAGGUUACCCUCCGCAGUGGUAUGGCCCACAACCUCACAUGCCCAUGUACAUGUCUGCUCCUGCUCCUGCUCCUAGCCAUUACGCACAGCCUCCGAUGGGCCCCGCCUACGGUCAAUACCCCGGUGCUCAGCCACAAAUGUACCCUCCGCAACAAUACCAGCCUCCCGUGCCGCAGCAACAGACAAAUGGUGGCAUGUUCACCCGCAAUCUGAUCGGCAGUCUUACUGUGAACGCCAACACGCUGCGUGAUCCCCAAGGAAAAGAAGGCCACUGGUUUGUCUUGCAAGAUUUAUCCGUGCGCACCGAGGCGGUUUUCCGCCUUAAGAUGAGCUUUUUCGACAUUUCCGCCGGAAGAGACCAGACCAACAAGCUUGCCAAUGGCUCGAAACCCGUUCUGGCCACCGUCUUCUCCGAGCCUUUCCAGGUCUUUUCAGCCAAGAAGUUCCCUGGUGUGAUUGAGAGCACCGAACUCAGCAAAUGCUUUGCCGGUCAAGGCAUCAAGAUUCCUAUCAGAAAGGACGGCGGAAAGCACGAAGGCAAGGACGAAGACGAAGAGUAG
Aureobasidium pullulans EXF-150 is the source of this 1110-nucleotide messenger RNA. RefSeq lists its product as uncharacterized. The transcript has 3 exons. Bases 1 to 1110 code for a protein of 369 amino acids. Lineage: Eukaryota; Fungi; Ascomycota; Dothideomycetes; Dothideales; Saccotheciaceae. The record is from RefSeq and is a predicted model, not a curated record.